This is a messenger RNA of Mangifera indica (mango), 1135 nucleotides long. RefSeq names its product calcium/calmodulin-regulated receptor-like kinase 1. Gene Ontology annotation, molecular function: protein kinase activity; ATP binding. Lineage: Eukaryota; Viridiplantae; Streptophyta; Magnoliopsida; Sapindales; Anacardiaceae. The coding region runs from base 2 to 1132 and encodes 376 amino acids. The record is from RefSeq and is a predicted model, not a curated record. Gene Ontology annotation, cellular component: plasma membrane. Gene Ontology annotation, biological process: protein phosphorylation. The transcript is spliced from 2 exons.
CAUGUGGUUGCUUGGAUUCUCCACUACAAAUCCAGGAAAGUUAUGGGUUAUUCCUGCAAUUAUAAUGGUGAUAUUUUUCACCGUAAUGUUGAGGAAGUUUGCAGUGUACCUUGAAGCUCAAGCUAGAGCUGUAGCUGUAGCUUCCAACGGGGAGACUCAAACAGACUUGGAGAAAGGCGGCCAAGAUCAUAUAAUUUCGAGGACAAAAUGUUCUAUGUGGUGCACUGAGGGAGUUAUUAGGACUUACGCUCUUGAAGAGCUGAAAAUGGCUACUAGAGAUUUCAGAAUUCAGAUAGGGUUUGGAGCUACUUCUUUUGUGUAUCUUGCAGAGCUUGGAGAUGGAAGAUUUGGAGCUGUGAAGAGAGUAAUGGAGGAGAAAGGUGGUAGCAGAAAGAUCUUCCUGGAUGAAGUCUCGGUUUUGCUCAGGAUUUCUCAUCCAAAUUUGGUGGGCUUGUUGGGUUUCUGCUUGGAUAAAGGAGAGCAACUUCUACUACUGGAGUACAUUCCAAACAAGAGCUUAUUUGACAGAAUGCACACCUACUAUGGCCAAUCACAAGGAACACUUUCAUGGUCUAAUCGUUUAAGCAUUGCUCUUGACAUUGCUCGAGCCCUCGAGUAUCUCCACUUAAUCGCUGACCCACCUAUCAUCCACAGAGAUGUCAAGUCCUCUAACAUUCUCUUGAUUGACAAUAACCAUGCUAAGCUUGCGGAUUUUGGGCUUUGCAAAUUGGGCUAUGAAACAUUUGCCCCGCAAACUCCAACUACCAUCAAAGGCUCAUUCGGUUACGCUGACACCAAUUACCUCAAAACCGGAAUCGUUUCACCCAAAAGCGAUGUGUAUAGCUUCGGAGUUUUACUUCUGGAGCUAAUAACUGGACUUAAAUCAACACAAGGUUCAGUGACACUAGCUGAAUGGACAGAAGAUUGCAGGAAAAAUGAUGAUUCAGGGGUUUGGGGUCAAUUGUUGGACCCAAAACUCAAGGGUGAGGUUGAUUUAGAGCAACUAAAAGUGUUGGUGGACAUAGCAAACUCAGCUCUAGUUGAGAAUUGUGAAGGUAGACCAGAUAUAAGCAGCAUUGUUGACAGGAUUUCGAGUUGUAUGGAACUUCAAUCUCAUGAUGAGCUUGGGUAGUUA